This is a messenger RNA of Lathyrus sativus (Indian pea), 969 nucleotides long. NCBI's taxonomy places the organism in Eukaryota, Viridiplantae, Streptophyta, Magnoliopsida, Fabales, Fabaceae. The record is from the annotation of a GenBank genome assembly.
AUGGCGGCCAUUGAAGGAAGAAUCCCCGCGGGGAUUGAAGGAAGAAUCCCCGCGGCGAUUGAAGGAAGAAUCUCCGAGGAAUUAACGCCAAGGUAUUAUGCCCUUUGCACCAUUGGAGGAAUGCUUAGUGCUGGUACCACUCACCUUGUCACCACUCCUCUUGAUGUUGUGAAAGUUAACAUGCAGGUGCACCCUAUUAAAUAUCACAGUAUUUCGUCGUGCUUUACUACCUUAUUGAGGGAACAAGGGCCUUCUGUCCUCUGGAAAGGUUGGACAGGAAAGUUCUUUGGAUACGGUGCUCAAGGAGGGUGUAGAUUCGGUCUUUAUGAAUAUUUUAAGGGGGUUUACUCCAAUGUAUUAGUAGACCAGCAUAGGAGUCUUGUGUUCUUUCUUAGUAGUGCAUCUGCUGAAGUAUUUGCCAAUUUAGCCUUAUGUCCAUUUGAAGCUGUUAAAGUCAGGGUUCAAGCACAGCCUAGUUUUGCCAAGGGCAUGUUAGAUGGAUUCCCGAAGGUAUAUGCAUCAGAAGGCGCACGAGGAUUCUACCGUGGACUUGUUCCACUUUUGGGUCGAAACAUUCCAUUUUCCAUGGUUAUGUUCUCAACGUUCGAGCAUUCUGUUGAUUUUUUGUAUCGUAAUGUUGUCAAAAGAAAAAAGGAGGAAUGUUCAAAAGCUCAACAACUCGGUGUGACAUGUUUAGCUGGAUAUACCGCUGGAUCUGUUGGUAGCUUUGUUUCUAACCCUGCUGACAAUAUAGUAGCUUCUCUUUAUAACAGAAAAGCUGAUAGUCUUAUGCUGGCUAUCAGAAAAAUUGGACUGGCCAAUUUAUUUACCAGGAGCCUUCCUAUUAGAAUGUUGCUGGUUGGUCCUUCCAUAACUAUGCAAUGGUUUUUCUACGACACAAUCAAAGUUUUAGGUGGACUGCCAACUAGUGGUGAAGUUGCAGCUGACUUGGGAGAUGGAACAGGCUAG